CUCCACUUCCUCACCCUCCACUUGUCCUCCACCCCCGAGCCGUCCCCUCGGAUCUUCCGGAUGGUGGCACCCUGACCUUCCCUUCUUCACUCACGUUCGUUUCUCCUUGCCUGCCGCCAUGGGAUCGAAAUACAAGGACAAGGACGGCGGCGUCGUCCUGAGCUUCGGCGGCCAGUGGGUGAGCUGGGCGCACACGGCCGUCGCGUACACGGCCUUUCUCAGCGCGCUCAUCAUCGGCGUCGCGUUGCACUACCGCAAGAUUGUCCAGAAUGAGUUCUACGGCUACCCUGACGAGUGGUUCCCGUCCGUCUCCGCGACGAUUGGCGAUCGAUACCCGGAGCGAUCCUUCUUCAUGAUCUUCAUCGCCAUCACCUCUGGCCCUCGCUUUGCCCUCGUCGGCCUCUGGUAUCUCCUCACGCGGAGGCCCGGCUCCAAGCUCCCCGGCUUCGUCGCGUCCAUGGGGCUUCUGCGCACCCUGACGUGCGGCGGCUGGACCUACAUCACGUCGACCGACGACCACGACUGGCACGACAUUCUCAUGAUCUCCUACAUCGUCGCGACCCUGCCGUGGACGACGGGGUGCAUCGCCCUGAGCCCGGCGAACCCGACCGCCAUCAAGUACCGCAAGUAUCUUGCUGGCGCCUUCUUCGGGACCCUGGUGCCCCUGAUUUACUUUUUCAUUCAGCACAAGGUCCACCGCGUUGCUGGCGCCUACACGACGUAUGCCUUUUUCGAGUGGGCGUUGAUCAUCCUUGAUGUUGGGUUUGAUGCGGUCACGGCUCUUGACUUUUCAACAUUUGAGGUUCUGGUCAAGGAUGUCAAGGGAACCAGCAAGGGUGAGAACCUCUCCUCGGUCCCGUCUGCCGUGCUGGAAAAGGAACAGGACAAGGUCACUGCCGGCGUCUUUUCGUUGCGCUUCACCUGGAUAGAGGCGCUCGACACUGCCGCGGAUGUCUAUCACGGCUUUGUAUUCUGGUCCAUGUUGACCAGCCUGGGCCUGCUCGUCUGGUUCUUUCCCCUCUGGCACAUGGGCAUUUCCGGCUACGAGGCCUUUGUCUUGGUUUCGAUCUCGCCGGUGCUCCUGGCGGGGCCCCUUCGCCCCGUCAUCAUCAGUAAUCUGCGCGUCAUCCACGUCCUGUCGCUGGCGGGCGUCGCGGCGUACCUGGUGAUUGACCCAGUCUACCGCCUCUUCACGGUUGGAUUCGGCGUGGCCCUAGCCACGUUGGGCUGGGUGGGCACGCUGUACGCCGAGUCGAUGCACGAGACGCGCUUCGAGUCGAAGCUGCUGGGCCUGAUGGUGGGCCUGAUCCUUUCGUCGACGGCCAAGUUUGCGUGGCAGACCAACAACCCCAUCUGGCCCAUCAUGCACGGUGCCAACGGCGGCUGCAACGCGACGGGCCUUGUCCUCGGCCUCUUCGCCGCGCUGCGCUUCACCCGCAAGGCACCGCUCACCAGCGGUUCCGCUCCGGAUGGCAAGCUGGGAGGGUCCGCUCUGCUGGCGGCCUUUGGUGUCGGCGGCUUGUUCUUUGGCCUCCACUCGCUCCUCUCCGACACCAGCACCAUGAUCCUCUGGGUCUGGGAAGGAUUCCCCAUCCGGGGACCCUACUUUUCCACCCACGGCUGGUGCACCCUGGCGGCCAUGUCCCUGGGCCUGUUCGCCGGCAUCUCGAAGCCCUCCCUGGCCGGCAGCUGGACGCACUACGCCAUGGGCACCGCGGGCGCCAUGCUGCUCACCUUCUUCAGCCACUGGACCGGGUACUAUGGCGGCCUCGCCCUCGCCUUCUACCUGAUGGCCGUGGCCGUGCCGUUGAUCUCGACGGCGUGCAAGAAGAGCCCGGCGACGACGUUUGGCCUCGGAUUCGGCAUCUACAUCUUCCUGGUCCUCUUCCACGUCUGGGUCGUUGCGUACGCCUUCGUCCCCGGCGGCCCGCUCGUGCGCGAGCACACGGACUGGAUCAUGUACGUCACCAUGGGCCUGCUCGGCGCCGGCGUCUUCAACUACAACGCGUCGCAGCCGCCGAAGCGCCAGCAGCAGCAGAAGCCGCGGCGGUCGUCCCCCUCGCAGCACCGCAAGUACUUUGCCGUGUCGACGCUCGUCGUCAACGUGCUCUUCCUGUGCGCGGCGUUUAGGCGGUUCCCGACCAACGACUACAAGCCGUACCACGGCGAGGACCGCGUGCUGACGGCGGGCAUCUGGACCAUCCACUUCUCGCUCGACAACGACAUGUGGUCGUCCGAGUACCGCAUGCGCGACCUGAUCAAGGAGAUGGAGCUCGACGUGGUGGGCCUCCUCGAGUCGGACCUGCAGCGCAUCAUCAUGGGCAACCGGGACACGACGCAGUUCCUCGCCGAGGACCUGGGCAUGUACGUCGACUACGGGCCGGGCCCCAACAAGCACACGUGGGGCGCCGCGCUGCUGUCCAAGUUCCCCAUCGUCGAGUCCAGGCACCACCUGCUGCCCAGCCCCGUGGGCGAGCUGGCGCCGGCCAUCCACGCGACGCUCGACGUGUACGGCGAGCUCGUCGACGUCUUCGUCUUCCACUCGGGCCAGGAGGAGGACCCCGAGGACCGCCGCCUGCAGUCCGAGUACCUGGCCCGGCUCAUGGGCUCGACGCCCCGCCCGGCCGUCCUCCUCAGCUACCUCGUGACCAAGCCGCUCGAGGGCAACUACAACACGUACGUGAGCGCUACGUCGGGCAUGCACGACGUCGACCGCACCGACUGGGACCGCUGGUGCGAGUACAUCCUCUACAAGGGCCUCCGCCGCGUCGGCUACGCCCGCGUCAGCCGCAGCACCAUCACCGACACGGAGCUGCAGGUCGGCAAGUUUGUCGUCCCCCGCUCCGCCGCCGAGGCCGCCCAGCUCGAGGCCCGCCCCGCCGACGAGCGCGACCGCCGCGCCCAGGAGCACGAGGUGCCCGCCGGCUGGAGGUUCCCCGCCAUGUUCCGCGGCAACGGCGUCCGCGACCACCGCUACCACGUCUUUGACGAGCCGCGGUACUUUAACUAGGCAAGAAGCACUGUCCGCGCCGGGGGGGGGGGG
Purpureocillium takamizusanense is the source of this 3043-nucleotide messenger RNA. It is a transcript of the gene CWH43, whose product is annotated as Protein cwh43. Gene Ontology annotation, cellular component: endoplasmic reticulum. The record is from RefSeq and is a predicted model, not a curated record. Lineage: Eukaryota; Fungi; Ascomycota; Sordariomycetes; Hypocreales; Ophiocordycipitaceae. Gene Ontology annotation, biological process: GPI anchor biosynthetic process; fungal-type cell wall organization. The transcript is spliced from 8 exons. The coding region runs from base 119 to 3010 and encodes 963 amino acids.